CACGACCCAGUUGAUUUUUAGAAAAGUAUUAAAUUUUACAUAAAAUAAAUUAACCAGAAUGCGCUCGAACAGAUCCAUACCCGUAUCGCAAUUGGGCCGCCUGCCCAAAUCCAAAUCGCGUACAGCUAUCAGAAGAGACACCAGAUCAGUAAAUCUUCCUGUAGCCGAUCUCCACAACCUAGAGCAUUACAUAGUCAUCCCGCCGGAUGGUGGAUACGGUUGGGUAAUUGUAGCGGUCUCGUUUAUAGCCUAUUUUCUAAUCGAUGGGAUCGGUUAUACGUUCGGAAUCUUCCUGAGCGAGCUCAGCAAAGAGUUCCACGUCCAUCCAGCGGACGUUGCAGUGAUCAGCUCCUAUCUGGACGGGUUCUAUUACGUGACCGGGCCUAUAUCAUGCGCACUGUGCAACCGGUACGGGUUUCGCUUCGUGGGGAUGCUGGGAGGCCUGGCAGCGGCGGGAAUAUUCGUCAGCGCGAGCUACUCGGAGGAUUUUUUCAUAUUCACCAUCCUCAUCGGCGGUUGCAUGGGAGUGGCUUUCAAUUUCAUCUACACGUCGGCUUUGUUGAUCGUGGGUUUCUACUUCGAAAGGUACCGAGCACUAGCCACGUCGAUUUCCGUGACCGGCUCCUCCGUAGGGCUGAUGGUGCUGCCCACGCUCUUCACCGUCUUCGAGCCCAAAAUACUGGAUUGGAGAUGGAAAUUCAGGAUAAUCGCUGCAUCGUUUCUCUUCUUAACGUUGCUUAUUAUAGCUUACAAACCGCUCGCUCCUACAAAGCUGCUGGAACAGACGCCUUUUCAGCUCAAGACAGACGAUUCGAACUCUUACCUUCUGGAACCUAACGAGUCGGGCAUGGGAAUUAAAAGGAUAUUCGAUAACUACCAUAAUGCCGUUUAUCCCACUAUUGCCGAUUACGCUGCUAAUUUGGAAUCUCACGCCAGGAAACCGGACGAGCCGUUCAAAUUCCUAGCCAUUCUACCAGAAACCAGCAGAUCUGAAAGUAUGUUCAGAGAAUUAUCGGCUGACGAUGACGGUUCUGCUUACAGGGACGAUGAAUCGCUGGACUCCCAUCAGCACCCGACCUGCAUAUUUAUAUCGUGCUUCAGGAUUUGCCGAAACAACCAAAACCGAAAAAUAGGAUGCAAAGUCACACCUCCGUAUGCAUCCACUAGGUGUAGAAGCAAAUGCUGCCGCAAGAGGAACAUAUUCGGCACGGUAGAACACAUAAAUAGACCCCUCUAUCGAGACGACAUUCUGUUCCAAGGCUCCUUAGCCACGUUGCCGGAGUACAAUUACGGAAGAUCGAGGAUAACCAUUCCCGUACAAUUUUCCCAACCGGCAUCGAGACUAAUAAGGAAUAUCAGCUAUCACAUGUCUGUUUCCAGAGUGAUUUCGUACAAAGAUAUUACAGAGCAAAAUAAAUGCAAAUGCUGCCCGGAGUCAAUACUAAGAGUAUUGGUAACCAUGUUUGACUUCAAACUCUUCAAGUCUAUAGCUUUCUGCCUGAUCACGCUCAGCGGAUUUCUCACCAUGAUGGGCCUCUAUAUACCCUUCAUCUUUAUAGUAGAAAGAGCACGCGAAUUGAAAUUCAAAGAGCCCUGGCCUACGCAACUCCUGACAGCGCUGGGCGUAGCGAACAUGGCAGGGAGAAUAUUCUGCGGAACGAUGUCCACAUCGCCCAAGAUCGACGCGAUGGUGCUGACUUGGUUCACGCUUUUGCUGGGCGGCUUCGCCGUGCUGGCGGCGGCGUACGCGCGCGCCUUGAUCUCCUACGUCGUGAUGGUGGUAACGUUCGGCUUCUGUGUAGCCAGCUUCAGUACGUUGCGUACGGUGUUGUUGGUUGAUAUUGUCGGAUUGGAGAAUUUGACCAACAGCUUCGGAAUUAGCAUCCUGUUCUACGGCGUCGCGGUUUUCGUGGGAGUACCGUUGUCGGCUAAUCUGGUGGCUGCUUAUGGAACGUACAGGUAUUGUUUUAUGCUAGCAGGAGCCGUUAUAUUCUCUAGUGGAAUAAUAUUGCUACCUGUUAACAGAAUAAACAGAUACGAACGGAAUAAAAGAAGGCAUACGGUGCAAUUCGAUGAGCAGAUAGUGUUUUAGAAGAACGUAAUUUUCGAUUCACUAGCAACUCAAUCAUACAUAACUUUUGUUAAUACAUAUGUCUUCUACACAUUUGGCUUGUGAAUUACUAUUUUAAUUAUAAUGCGCAGAAUAAAAAUGUUCCAAUACUUUAUUUAUUUAUUAGCAUAAAAAUGAUCCCAUCACAAAAUUCUACAGGCGGUAUUGUUAUUACUAUUUUAGGUUCGAAGUUUUACUGUUAAUAAAUACAUAACACACCUGUAGAAAUAAUUAAGGACGAAGAACAAAAUAUAUUAGUAAAUAUAAUUGUUAAUUAUGUAAUUAAUUUCAAAAUAGUAAGAAGAGAUAAAUUGUCAAUGAAACAAACAUCUCAUCACAAAGAACGCAGCGAUUAGCCGCAAAGUAUUCGCCACAACACAAAGAGAAUAAAUAUAAUAAUAAAUUAGAAAACGUAGAAAAAUUCGAUGAGGAUCAAUUUUUAUUCGUAAUAUGCAUUGAAAUCUAACUCCUGUUCAUCCUGUUACCCCAUCCCCUUCUGUGGUCGUCCUUGUACUCGUCCUUAGCUCUCAUCCUUGCGAUGUUCUCGUCGUCGUCGUCAUCAAUGAGCUUAUCUUUGUGUUCUUCUUCUUUGUCCUCUUCGUACAGCGAUACGCCCGCCAAAGCUGCUUCUUGUAGAGUAGACGGAGCUUUUUUUGGCUUGUUUGGAUCGGGAAAUAUUCCGUCUUCGACUCUUUUUUCAUAAAAUUCUUGCACCUAGAAGAUUAUAAUUAUAUUAUACAAAUUGCUGGGGUGUGAGGGUUUCAAUAUGCUUACAGUCAUUACAGGUAAUGAUGGAUACCCGGCACCGAAUACAGUUUUUUGUAUUUGAUCUUUUGUAAUAAUAAUGGGUUUCAAAGGAGGAGGAGGAGGUCUUUUAGGUUGGGCUUUUUCCUCCUUCGUCAUACUAGCCAUGUGCUCCAGAAUAGGCUUUUCCAUGUCUAUGCUAUUCAGUUCAUCGAUGGAUUCGUAAAUGAAUAAUUUUAUCAUUGUCAGAAAAUACUUUCGUUUUAUUUCUUCGUCUACGUGUUCGUUUUCGAUAUUUUUCUUCAAAUCUUCCAAGUUUGCUUUCAGUUCCCUUUGUUCUUUG
Phyllotreta striolata is the source of this 3197-nucleotide messenger RNA. Lineage: Eukaryota; Metazoa; Arthropoda; Insecta; Coleoptera; Chrysomelidae. The record is from the annotation of a GenBank genome assembly.